Molecule: messenger RNA, 2278 nt
Organism: Poeciliopsis prolifica (blackstripe livebearer)
Lineage: Eukaryota; Metazoa; Chordata; Actinopteri; Cyprinodontiformes; Poeciliidae
Gene: ckmt1
Product: creatine kinase, mitochondrial 1
Exons: 9
Coding region: 173-1420 (415 amino acids)
Biological process (GO): phosphocreatine biosynthetic process
Cellular component (GO): mitochondrion
Molecular function (GO): creatine kinase activity
Source: RefSeq, a predicted model, not a curated record
CCUCGAUCUCUCCGUCCACCUUGACGACCCUUCCUGGGUUAACCGUUCUCCUUAUAAUUCCAUCAGAGGCGCUUCAUCACCUUCACUCCAUCAACCUGUCUUCUCUUCCCCUCCGCCCGGCCCUGUCAAUAACACCCCUUUCUAGACGCUUGAAUUUCAAGGAGGGAAAAAAAUGGCCAGCAGCUUCACGAGAAUCCUCUCCUCCAAGAGAAACGUCGGAAUCCUCUCGUUGGUCGGCGGCUCCGUAGCGGCCGGGUUUCUGCUCCAUCGGGAACAUGUCACCGCCGGAGAGCCUCUGCGCAGGAGAUACCCCGCCAGCGCGGAGUACCCUGACCUGCGCAAACACAACAACUGCAUGGCCAGCCACUUGACUCCGGCCAUCUACGCCAAGUUGUGUGAUAAGACCACGCCCAACGGGUACACGCUGGACCAGGCCAUCCAGACGGGUGUGGACAACCCGGGUCACCCCUUCAUCAAAACCGUUGGGCUGGUAGCAGGAGACGAGGAGUCCUAUGAGGUGUUUGCAGACCUCUUGGAUCCUGUCAUCAAAGAGAGGCACAAUGGCUACGAUCCCCGUGUAAUGAAACACCCCACUGACCUGACUGCCAGCAAGAUCCAGUCCGGUGUUUUCGAUGAGCGCUACGUGCUGUCGUCCAGGGUGAGGACCGGCCGCAGCAUCCGGGGCCUGAGCCUGCCCCCCGCCUGCACUCGGGCGGAGCGCCGAGAGGUGGAACGGGUGGUGGUGGACGCCCUGUCUGGGUUGAAGGGAGACCUGACCGGAAAAUACUACAGUCUGACUCAGAUGACCGAGAAGGAGCAACAGCAGCUCAUUGAUGACCACUUCCUGUUCGACAAACCUGUGUCGCCACUCCUGACCUGCGCAGGCAUGGCCCGUGAUUGGCCAGACGCCCGCGGUAUUUGGCACAACAAUGAGAAGACCUUUUUGAUUUGGAUCAAUGAGGAGGAUCACACCAGAGUGAUCUCCAUGGAGAAGGGAGGCAACAUGAAGAGGGUCUUUGAGAGGUUCUGCAGAGGCCUUCUGGAGGUGGAGCGGCUGAUCAAGGAGAGAGGCUGGGAGUUCAUGUGGAACGAGAGGCUCGGCUACAUCCUGACGUGCCCCUCCAACCUAGGGACUGGACUCAGGGCCGGUGUCCACGUUAAGCUGCCCAAACUAAGCAAGGAUCCCCGCUUCAAUACGAUCCUGGACAACCUGCGCCUGCAGAAGCGCGGGACGGGCGGCGUGGACACGGCGGCUGUAGGCGGCGUGUUUGACAUCUCCAACCUGGACCGUCUGGGACAGUCUGAGGUCCAGCUGGUGCAGACUGUGAUCAAUGGCGUCAACUACCUAAUUGAGUGCGAGAAGCGGCUGGAGAAAGGCCAGGACAUCAAGGUGCCAGCACCCCUUAAGCUGUUCAAGUAGACACUGGUCCCUUCACCGCUGCACACAAACCUCUGGGCACACACACACACACACACACACACACACACACACACACACACACACACACACACACACACACACACACACACAGCCGUGUGCCCAUAGAUAUUUCCAGAAGAUAUCUAUGUCGCCUCAUUAAUAAUUAUUAUUAUUACUCUACCAUCACUAUGCUACCUAUCUAAUCAGCCACUCCGUCCCUGCUCCUCAGUAUACUCUAUAAUUUCAUUUGUAUAUAUAAUAUAUAACCGUCUGGCUGAUAACGUCCCAGAACUUCAUCAGACCCAAAACGCUCCAAGCUCAGAUCAGAAUCUUGCUCUAAAAUGUUAAAAGUGAUUUAUAGAGUUAUGGAAGCUGUGGGGCUGUUUUAUUAAAGCAAAACAAAAAUAAUCAGCUUCUCUGCAUGGCCAAAAAGUAAAACAAAAAAGAAAAUCAGCAACUCUCCCCUUCCCGUUACUCCCACCUUUACUCAGCCACACGUCCUGCACUCUGUCCCCUGUCACCGGCCCCUCUCUCCUGCGUGGUGAUUUCCCUUCCUACCUGGCACUUGUAUAGUCCCAUACGUCCGUGCUCCAUCAUCCAUCGUGGAAUGUGUGUACAUAGUUUCUUUUCAGACGUUUAAUUUAUUUUGAAUGUAGAUUUUAUGGUUUUGUUCCAAGCGGAAGGCUGGAGAGACGUUUGUCUUCUCCAGCAGACGUGUUCGUCAGGUUCUGAUGUUCCGAACACACACUUGGCCGGGUCGGGCUCCGUACUGUAAGCUCCUGAAGCAAUAUCGUUUGAGCCAUAACAGAUUGUCACACUGUCAUGCCUUUUAAUAAACAAAUCAUCUAUUUAACAGUA